CUGGAUUCCGCAUCCACAACAGCAGCAUGCCCUUCGGCCUCAAUUGUCUUUGGAUCUGAUGGGGGCCGAUUUCGAGGGAAUCAUCACGUGAGACGUUGUGUUCUGUCUGCCAAAAUCCAGCAGAUUGAUACCGAUGAUGAGGGAGACUUCCGGUUGCAGCUCUGACGUUUCCUUAGCUCCGUUCGACAUGACCUUCUUCUUCUUCUGCAUCUUCUCUAUGGAGACUCAUCGGACUUGCUUCGGCCCCUCUUGACGACCGGUUGUAGCAUAUCGUCAAGAUACCCCACCGAGGCUGGUCAAGUGGAGUGCGACUCUUCCAUCGUCAUGACAUUGAUCAUUGCCCCGAGCGGGCGCCAUGGGAUUUGGCUCAGACGCCUCACGCCAGCUUCACCGUCUAUCCUCCCUCGCUUUCUACCUUCUCCCGCUGUUCGAGUUAUCCAAGUGUUCUACCCAGCCACAUAUGCAUAGCCAGAAGUAUAUGCGUCAUGGCUCAUGGUGUUAGGGCCGAGUUGUCCCGAUCCGCUCGGGACCCCCUUACCGGCGCGUGAAAGCAGCCACUGAGAAUGCGAUCAACACUCACUUUCUCACAACAAUCCUCUACGCCAUGCUCAGACGAAGACUCUCCACAGGCCUCCUCCGCGCCGCCGCCCCCGCCCCCACCGCCACCCCCAUCGCUCACCACGCCCGCUCCAGGUCCCUCGCCUCCGCCGUCCUCCUCUCCUCCGAGAGAAAUUGGAAGACAGAGACUGUCGUGGGGCUCAAGGCAGAGCUCAAGAAGCGCGGUCUGUCCCAGAAGGGCAACAAAGCCACCCUUAUCUCGCGUAUCGAGUCUGCCGAGACGACCUCUCUCCUCGGCCCCUUACCUCCCUUCCCCUCCGGCGCCAGAGCCCUCUCUACCUCCUCUCCUGCAGCUUUCCCACCAAAGAAGAAGGCCAGCAGCGCUCCCAAGGAAGAGAGCCAUGACGUCGCACCGGGUGUUAGCACCACCGACCCUGCGCUCCAAGUGGAGUCCCAGCGCACAGCAGCCGUCCACCCCGACCCCGUCGCUCCUGAGCAGAUCACUGUUGCCCCCGGACUCCCCGAGAGCAAGAACGCCGCUGGCUCCGGGUCUUCUGAUCUCAGGAUCCCCAUCACCACCAAUGCAGCGGAUUCUGGAGAGAUUGAGCAGGUUAUCCCUCUGACCCCGGACAACUUUGCCUCCAACUCUGCUCUCCCCUCUUCUUCAUCACCUUCCAAAGACCCCAAGGUCCUCACCGUCGCCUCUGCCUCGACGCACCACGCUGGCGGGCCCGUUCACGGCGUGCACGGCCACACCGACGCCCACGCCCUCGAGGCCAGCGAGCUCGAGCUCCCCUCGUUCGAAGGCUUCACCUCUUCCAUCUGGAACGCUCCCAGCGCCGCUUGGAAUGCCCUCAGCUUCAGCCUCCCUAAAGCGGAGAAGAAGGACUACAAGUAUGAGAAGCGGGCUUUGGACGACCACGAGAGGACGGGUGCUUGGAUCUUGGCGGGUGUGAUUGGUACCGGUCUGCUUGUGGGUGGGCCAAAGAAGGAGAAGAAGAGCCAUGGUGAUGUCGCGCACGGUGUGGAGGCUGUUGCGAGCCAGGUGAAGGGUGAUGCCCAGUGGGAGAAGGCGAGCGGAGCUGGUGUCGUUGGGCAUGGCUCGAGGAAGGAUUAGGGGAAGGGGAAGAUGAUAGAUUUGCAUAGUGUGUACGAAAAAACAAACCUCACCAUUGAUUAGAUACAACUGUUGAAAUGAAACCAAAUUGUCAGCCACCUGUCGUC
This is a messenger RNA of Cryptococcus amylolentus CBS 6039, 1782 nucleotides long. RefSeq lists its product as hypothetical. The record is from RefSeq and is a predicted model, not a curated record. The transcript has 3 exons. NCBI's taxonomy places the organism in Eukaryota, Fungi, Basidiomycota, Tremellomycetes, Tremellales, Cryptococcaceae. The coding region runs from base 605 to 1675 and encodes 356 amino acids.